Frieseomelitta varia is the source of this 1493-nucleotide messenger RNA. RefSeq lists its product as uncharacterized. Lineage: Eukaryota; Metazoa; Arthropoda; Insecta; Hymenoptera; Apidae. Bases 142 to 1323 code for a protein of 393 amino acids. The transcript has 4 exons. Gene Ontology annotation, molecular function: protein binding. The record is from RefSeq and is a predicted model, not a curated record.
CGCGCCCAAUCGAUUCAGCUGUCAAUUUUUUAAUAGUGCACUGCUUUCCUUCAUGCGGUGCAGGUAUAUGUAAUUGGAAGUGGUUAAAAUAAAAAAUUUUUUUUAAUUUUAAUAUUUGCUGUAUCAUAAUCAAUUAGAAAGAUGUGGAAAUUAGUAGCUCGCGGUAUUCGUGAAACUUUGGAACGCCGUGCAUGUCGUACAAACGUUUAUUAUCAAACGUCUCAAGAACCUAAUACAAAAAAUGAGGUUAAAACUAGUUUAACAUGUAAUCAUAAGUUCUUACCACCAACUUUCUCUGUUUUUAAUAAAGAAUUUUUUGGUUCGACAAAAACAAGUGGUACCAAGGACAAAGAUCAUGAUUCCAAAUGGAAUACAAAAUAUACUUGGUCAGAAGCCAUAGGAGUGACAAGUGCAUUGGCUCUUGGAUGGGUGGUAUGCCAAACAUUAUGCCUUCGCAGAUUUUUUGAGAAAAAGAAAACUGAUUCCUUAAAAAAUAAACUAUUACAAGUUCCACAUACUUCUUACUUAAUUGAUCAAGUACGAAAUUUAAGGCCAAAACUUUUACCUAUUAUUAAUUGUAUUGGUAAUAAUAAAAUAUAUGCCCAAGAAAAUGAUGAAGCAGAAUGGAAAUCAGAAAAACCAUUUGGACCUAUUACCAUUGAAGAGGCGUUGAAAGAAGCUACCGAGAAAUUUGCCAAUACCCAUAAAUUAGCUGUAGCUGAAUUUGAACUUCACUAUGGCUUGAAAGCUUUAGAAGAGAAACGUUAUAAAGAUGCUAUAAAACAUUUUACUAUCGGUGCAAGUCUAUCAUCUGCUGCUAGUAUGUUCAAUUUAGGUCUGUGUCAUGAAUUAGGACUUGGAACAUUAGUUGAUCACAGACAGGCUGCAAAAUAUUAUAACGAUGCAGCAAAACAAGGUCAUGCAGAUGCUACAUAUAAUUUGGGAGUUUUUUAUGCUCAAGGCAGAGGUGACUUUACAGUAGACAUUGAUAAAGCUCGUAAUUAUUUUAUUAAAGCAGCAAAGUUAGGACAAAGCCAAGCUCAGCAUGCAUUAGAAUUAGAGAAACAUUAUCAAGUUAAACAAAAAGAAAUUGAUACAAUUCUUCCGGAUGAACAUAAAGGUAUUUUACAGUAUAUGCGAAAUCAGAAUAUGAAUCAUAUUCUGAAAAAGCUGAUUAAUUACAAUAAUGUAUCACAAUCGGAAACAGAAUGCAUGGUAAAAUGUAAAAAUACUGUAGAAUUAGUUUUAAAUAUGUUUGGAUUAAGUAAAUCAAAUCUAUUACCUGUCUCUGUGGAAUCAAAUAAUUGUAGUAUGUCAUGUUAAAGUAUAGUAGAAUUAUUGAAAAUGAAAACGUAAAACUGUUGAAGUGAGAUAUUAUGUUUCUUGUAUAUGAGAUAUACAAUAGAAUUUUUUAUAAUGUUUACGUCAAUUAUAUUAUAAAUUAUUAAGAUAAAAAAUAAAAAUUGAAAUUACAAAUAUGACAGGAUCUAUUU